AUGUGGUUCGCGUGUUUUGGCAAAAAACGAAAGCGAAAAUCGACUGAAAAUGGCGAUGCUGGAAUUUCGAUAAUCUAUGAGGUAAGUCGGGUUUUUGCGUUGUAAAUAAAGUUUCUGCAGUUGAAACAAAAUGAAAUUUUAGGUUAUGGCAAUGAUUAUAACGAGGUGCCUUUCGAAAUAAAAAAAAUUUAAAGUACGUUUUUAAAAAGCAAAUAUCGACCAAAAAGUGCGCAGUACUUUGAUAAUUUACAAGAUCACCCGGAUUUUUCCAUUGUAAAGAAAGCUUCCGCUGAAAAAAAUUUUAAAGUAUGACGGAUAUUUUAAUAAUCUAUCAGAUGACAUCAAAAUAUUUUUCCAAAGCCUAAUUUUUAAAUGGCAAAUUUGACCAAAAACCAAAAAAAAAUUAAAUAUUAAAAAUAUUGAGAUUUGGAGACAAUAUCGCUUGUAAAUAAAUAAAGUUUCUGCAAUAGUAAAGCAUCGACAUUUUACCAGCUUAAGCGUACGUUUAUUACCUAUCAAAUAACAUACAACACUUUUAGCCAACUCGCCAAAUCGACCGCGUAAUCGACCAAAACGCCGCUCUGCCCAUUCACAUUUCCAUACCUCCAGAUGGCAACAACAAUGUUCGCCCGCCACCUUUGGCCAACCAUGAGCAUUUUAACUCAACGUCAACUGAAGAUAGCGGUAUGAACAAUAGUUUUACUACCAAAAACACAGUAACUUUCGAAGAGAACAACCGAAAUACCAUAAUAAUCGACCAGAACUGCGAAAACUCGUCAAAAGUCGAGGAAGAAGUCCAGAAAAGCUGUCAUAACAACACGAAUACAAUUGAAAAUGAAGAUAUUUUACAUGGUAAAAUAUUCAGCAAACAUCAGACUUCACAUACAAGUCAUAUAACGAAAGAUACGACAGUAAAUCGACAAGAUACGAUGGAUUUUGACCGAGAUUCACUGGAAAUGGAUAAAAAUGAGAGAAAUAGUGCAGGAAAUGAAGAGAUUGCGAGAGAAAAAGAUGAAAUCACAGAAGACGCCAUAAAACUACGUCGAUUAGAAGAUGUAGACCAUAGUAACAUACCAAGACCGUUCUCACAAUGCGAGAAAUUUCAGAUUUUACAGUUUAAACGUGAGUUUUACAGAAUUUCUGAAAAAGCGUAAUAACUUUGUUUACAAAACAAAAAAUGCUAAGAAUUUUCUUUACAGAACAUAAAUUGACAAGAACUGUCUUUACAAUAGGAAAUAGCAAGUACUUUGUUUAAAGUACAGAAAAUGGCAGACUUUGUUUACAGAAAAAAACUUUCAAGAACUUUCUUUACAGUACAAAAAAUAGCAAAACUUUUUUUCCAACCUACUUUUUCAAUUAUAGCUAACAAAACCUUGUACCUAAUGCAUCGUGUGUGUAUAUCUUUGCCCGCCUAUCUAGAUCAAGUGAUUUCGAAGCCCCGUCCAUCAAUUCGGCCAAUCGACCGGACGUUUUACCCAUCAAUAGUGAAACUUCCUCAGAAGUCGAGGAUACCUCGACGCUUGUCAACUAGUGUUCAUGGUAAACUUUUACUUAAAUUUUUUUUAAAUUUCAGGUUAUCGUGACAAAUUUUGAAUUUAAAAUAACAAUAACUUUCUUUGCAGGACCAAAACUGAAAGAACUUUUUUUACAAAACCUAAAACGGCAAUCGCUUUCUUUACAAUACUAAAAGUGGCAAGAACUUUCUUUACAUAGCGAGAAAUUGCAAAAACUUACUUUAAAAAAACAAAUGGCAAGAACUUUCUUUACAGAGUAAUAAAUGCGAAUUCUGUUUAUAAAAUUGAAAAUCUUAGGCUUCAUCGUAUAACUUGUCACUCGCAGGUUGCAAAAAGUAAAAUUAGUUUAUAAAUCCAAAAAUGACAAGAACUUUCUUUACUAAACAUAAAAUGGCAAUAACUUUCUUAACGAAAUUUAAGAUGGCAAGAACUUUCUUUACAAAAUCUAAAAUGGCAGGAACUUUCUUUCCAAAGCAAACAGCAAAAACUUCCUUUAAAAAAAUUAAAACCUUAAAUUUUCAAAACUUUGUUUCCAGGCGAAUACGAGCAGUUGCAUCGUCGUUUGUUCGGUCGGAAGUAUUUAUUGACCAAAACAGCGGACGGAAACGAAUGGGUGCGCGUUGGCGGAGGCUUCGAAUCGUCGGAAGAUUUCGAAAAGCGAAAGAGCCGACUGACAAUGGGUCGACGAAGGUCUGGUACUAAUCCUAGUUUGUUUCGAUACAAAAUUGUUACUGUACAAAAAUAA
Molecule: messenger RNA, 2259 nt
Organism: Bursaphelenchus okinawaensis
Lineage: Eukaryota; Metazoa; Nematoda; Chromadorea; Rhabditida; Aphelenchoididae
Source: the annotation of a GenBank genome assembly